AUGACUGCUUUUGCAGAGGGAUUUCAGGCCCUGGUCCAACGGGACCUGACAUGGACAUUAAUGCCGACUGUGGCCACUGUUAUUAUCGUUGCCUGGAUCAUAAGAUCGACACUGCAUCUUAGAAAGAUUCCUGGGCCCUGGUGGGCACCAUAUACUCGUCUAUGGCUGUUCAGAGCACUUUAUUCGGAGAGAUGCGCAGAUGUAUAUCUUCAGGUUAACCGAAAAUACGGUCCCCUCGUCCGCAUAGGACCAAACCACCUGAUCACAAAUGACCCUCUGACCUUUCGAAAGAUACUUGGAGUGCAGUCAAAAUACACUCGUGGGCCGUGGUUUGACGCCUUACGUCUGGAUCCUCAUAAUGCAAAUCUUAUCACCGAGCGACAUCGACAGAAGCAUGAUGCAUUGAGAGCAAAAAUGGCUCCUGGGUACCAAGGCAAAGACAUUCCACAGAUGGAGCAUGCCAUCGACCGGAACCUCCUCACCUGGCUAGACUAUAUUCAGAAGCACGCCGUGACAACGCAAGAACGCCACGUUGCAUUCGACAUGGCGCGAAGUAUACAAUGGCUGUUAUUUGACAUGGUGUGCCACUUAUGUCUCGGCCACCCCUUGGGCUUCAUCGACCAACACGAAGACUGUUAUGGAUUUCAGAAUGUCCUGGAAACACGUUUACCCAUCGUGGAGAAGUUCGCCAUCUUCACUGAAGUCAACACUUGGAUCAAGAUGAUCUCCCACAUACCGAUAGUGCGUAGGGUGUUACCCUCACCUAAGGAUAAGGACGGUAUCGGGGCAAUUAUGGGGGUCGCUCAGAAAACAGUCAACGCCCGCAUAGCGCAGGGCAUCCCACCAAAACAUAACGAGACGAUGCUAGAUUCAUGGCUUCGCAACGGCGUCGACGGAUCAUUGGCAGUCACAGAAGUUACAAUUGCCCUCUUUGCCGGCUCCGACACAACCGCAACCUCCAUCCGCGCCCUCCUCCUGCACAUCAUCACCAACCCCCUCGUCUACAAACGCCUCACAGACGAGAUCCGCAAUGCAGCCACCUCCACCCCCAUAAUCACCGAACGAGAAACCAAAUCCCUCCCCUACCUCCAAGCCUGCAUCCUCGAAGGCCUUCGCAUCUUCCCACCCAUCACAGCACUACGCGAACGUGUAGUCCCUCCCGGAGGCGAUACUCUAAACGGAGUAUACGUCCCCGAAGGUACGAACAUAGGGCUCAACCUCCCGGGUUUGCUACGAAACGAGGUAUUUGGGCCAGAUGUGGAUGUGUUUCGUCCAGAGAGGUGGUUGGAGGCGACAGCUGAGCAGAGACAGCGCAUGGAUCGGGUUCAUGAGCUAAUGUUUAAUUGGGGGAGUACGAGGUGUCUGGGGAUUCGGUUGGCGGUGAUGAUGAUGGGUAAGGUGGUGGUCGAGGUGUUGAGGAGGUGGGAUGUGGUGGCUUUGAGGCCACAGAGGCCGUGGAGGAGUCGGUGUCAUGGGAUCUUUUUGCAGAGGGAUUUCGAUGUUCGUGUUGUGGAUAUGGAGGGGACUGUGAGGUAG
This is a messenger RNA of Aspergillus luchuensis, 1536 nucleotides long. RefSeq names its product cytochrome P450. The transcript is spliced from 5 exons. The record is from RefSeq and is a predicted model, not a curated record. Gene Ontology annotation, molecular function: monooxygenase activity; oxidoreductase activity, acting on paired donors, with incorporation or reduction of molecular oxygen; iron ion binding. The coding region runs from base 1 to 1536 and encodes 511 amino acids. Lineage: Eukaryota; Fungi; Ascomycota; Eurotiomycetes; Eurotiales; Aspergillaceae.